AUGGACGAAAGCAUCGUCGAUGAACGCUCACUGCUGCUUUCCCGGACUCCCUCCGCUUCUACCAAAGAGGAGGAUGUCGCUUUUAAUAUCCUUCACGAUCUCGGUGGUCUCACCAGGCAGACGAUUCCCAUUUGUCUAUCAUUCGCGUUGCAAAAUGCGGUACAAGCAAUCAGCGCCCUAAUAGCCGGAAGUGUUGGUUCUUUUGAGCUGGAAGUCACGUCCUUUGGAUUCAUGUUCUUCUCCUGCACUGGAACCAUGAUUGGUAUCGGCGGCGCAACAGCACUUGAUACAUUAUGUGCCCAGGUGUCAACCUCUCAUUCGGCGGCAGAUAAUCCCAAAAUUCUAGGACUCCUGUUACAACAAUGCUUGCUUGUCUUGCUCGGCAUCUUUGGCCUCCUGAUUGCGCCCAUCUGGGUAUUUUCGGGACACAUUUUCAUCGCUCUAGGUCAGCAGCAAGACUUCGCGUUUGCGACAGGCAAAUUCAUGUUAUUCAUGCUUCCUGCCGGCAUUUUGCAAGUUGUGGGCGAAUGCUUGAAGAAGUUUUUGCAAGUCCAGGGUGAGAGCAACAUUGUGGGACUGUCCACAGCGGUUGCCAGCACGGUUGGCGUUCUCGUCACCUUCGUCCUGGUUCGCUGGACGAAGCUGCGGCUCUGGGGUGUCCCUUGUGCUUUCUGCAUCUACCAACUCCUUACCGUUGUUGCAUUGCUUUGUGUCAUCGCUCGAAAACCUGCAAUUAGGAGGACCUGGUACGGGUCUAUUUUUGGCAUUCAGAAAGGGAUAUCACGUUUGGCCUUCUACGCUGUCACUGGGAUCUUGACAAUUGCGACUGAGUGGUGGAGCUUCGAAAUUCUUGCAAUGAUGGCCGCAAGAUUGGAUCCCAGUUCUAUUGGGGCUCAGAGUAUUUUGAUGUCUUCCGACUUACUCUUCACAACGGUGUCGCUUGGGAUAAGCGUAGCUUCCAGUCACCGUAUCGGUGGCUUACUUGGUGCAGGCAAGGGUCUGGAAGCGAGGAAGGCCAUAGCGACACCGUACCUGCUAUCUUUCGUCAUUGGAGGCAUCGAGUUCUUUGUCAUCAUGCUUUCAAGAAAUGGCUACGGUCGCCUUUUCACCAGCGACGAAGGGGUGAUCGAAAAGACGGCACAGGUCCUCCCGCUAAUGGCUGGAUUCCAAGUUCUGGAUCUUUCCAACGGCGGCGCGAGCGGGAUACUGCGAGGUGCCGGCAAGAACCAUUUGUCAGGUGUUUGCAAUUUCUUGGCUUAUUAUGGAGUGGGUUUGACAACUGCAUGGUUUCUAUGCUUUCAGAAGCAUUAUGGCGUCUUUGGGUUAUGGGCGGGCAUCAUUACUGGGAGUGGUGCGCUUCUGGUUCUGCAGUCUUGCUGUAUUCUCAGCAUACGAUGGAGGAAGUUGGCCAAGGAUGUAUCUAGAUUACAUGCCACGUCGGACUAA
Messenger RNA from Cladophialophora psammophila CBS 110553, 1446 nucleotides. RefSeq lists its product as uncharacterized. Gene Ontology annotation, molecular function: antiporter activity; xenobiotic transmembrane transporter activity. The coding region runs from base 1 to 1446 and encodes 481 amino acids. The transcript is spliced from 3 exons. Gene Ontology annotation, cellular component: membrane. Lineage: Eukaryota; Fungi; Ascomycota; Eurotiomycetes; Chaetothyriales; Herpotrichiellaceae. Gene Ontology annotation, biological process: transmembrane transport. The record is from RefSeq and is a predicted model, not a curated record.